AUGGAGAGCACUUUAGUUCAAUGCAAGCAAGCAGUUGAGCAUGCUAUUUCAAUGUAUAAAGCAUAUAAUGAAAUUUGGCUAGCAUCACCAAAAAGUAUUAAAACUGUUUACCAGUGGCAGAAACCUCCGGAUGGCUUUGUUAAAAUGAAUGUUGAUGAAGCUAUUUUUGAGGAUAUUCGGAAAGCUGGUGUGGGAGUUGUACUACGGGAUGCUACUGGUGGAGUGUUAAUGGCUGCAAUAAAAAGGGAGGAUGACGUUGAUGAGGUGGCUACAAUUGAAGCUCUUGCAAUACUAAGGGGCUUGCAGCUAUGUAUACCACUUGGCUUUCGCAAGCUUGUGAUCGAAAGUGAUUGUCUUUUGCUUGUUCAAGAAUUGCAAGCUUCAUCAGAGCCUUUAGCUAAUGCAGGUAACAUUAUUGCUGAUGUCAAGCAACUCUUGUCAAGAUUUCAGGAAGUCCAAAUUCAACAUGUUAAUCGUAUGGGGAAUUCUGUAGCUCAUGCAUUGGCUAGGAAUGCUUGGAAUGUUGUUGAUAUUUCUCUAUGGUGGGAUCAUCUUCCAUCUUUCCUUCAAAAUUUUUUAUGGCUUGAUGCCAAUUCACGUAUGGAUGAUGAUUGA
Molecule: messenger RNA, 615 nt
Organism: Fraxinus pennsylvanica
Lineage: Eukaryota; Viridiplantae; Streptophyta; Magnoliopsida; Lamiales; Oleaceae
Source: the annotation of a GenBank genome assembly